AUGGAGUGCAUGCCUGUUGUUCGUGCACGUACAAGCGCAUGCAUGUUCGCAUAUAAAAAGUAUCAGCUCAGUGCCUUUGUUGCUAAAUUGAAGGCAAAAGGAACAAGAGACAAACCAUCGAAUGUGUUGGAUGUUACUCAGCUGCCUUCGAGGAAACUCGUUCUGUCAUUCGUAACAGCUUCUGGUUGUCUUGCUCUAAUGGCUGAAUGGAGCUGGGUGGCCUACACAGUACUGGAAGUGCUUAUUGCUGCAGCAUGUUGCUUUGGUAACGUGUUGGUGAUGUGUGCUGUGUGUUUCGGUAUCCGGGAUUCCCUUCGGGAACCAACAUUCUGCUUCCUCGUGUCCUUGGCAGUGGCUGACUUCCUUGUGGGUGUGGCCGCUGUGCCCCUUGCAGUAUUAUUGGAUGGCUGGGUGAGUCUAAUCCCUGAGUUGUGCCUGCUUCUCAGCUGUGUUGUGCUGGUGUUGACGCAGGCAUCUGUGCUGUCACUGCUAGCAAUUGCUGUGGACCGAUACCUGCGGUUGCACACACCACUCAGAUACAAAGCCUUGGCCACACAAAGGCACACAUGGAUCGGCGUGUCUGUUUGCUGGAUGCUUUCAUGUCUCCUUGGCUUCACUCCUCUAUUCGGCUGGCACAAUUACUCCUCCCCAGCAUCUGAUUCUACCAACACAUCUUCCACUUCUUUCAUCCGUCCGCCGUGCACUUUCCUCUCAGUUAUCUCCCUCCCUUUCAUGGUCUACUUCAACUUUCUCGGAUGUGUCAUGGCACCCCUGCUGGUCAUGACCCUCCUCUACACCCGAAUCUUUUGGAGCCUACAGGGACGUCUAAAGGACAGCUGCCCUCAGACCCAGGCCUCUCUGCUCAGGGAGAAGAGGCUGGCCUGCUCCCUGGCUCUCGUCCUCAUCUUGUUUGCUGGCUGCUGGAUUCCUCUCCACCUGAUGAACUGUCUGCUGUUGUUUCAAGGCCCUCAGGCUGUCACACAGGGAACGCUCUAUACAGGCAGGUGA
Haplochromis burtoni (Burton's mouthbrooder) is the source of this 1008-nucleotide messenger RNA. Its product is annotated as adenosine receptor A3. The transcript has 2 exons. NCBI's taxonomy places the organism in Eukaryota, Metazoa, Chordata, Actinopteri, Cichliformes, Cichlidae. Gene Ontology annotation, molecular function: G protein-coupled adenosine receptor activity. Gene Ontology annotation, cellular component: synapse; membrane; dendrite. Gene Ontology annotation, biological process: G protein-coupled adenosine receptor signaling pathway. Bases 1 to 1008 code for a protein of 335 amino acids. The record is from RefSeq and is a predicted model, not a curated record.